AUGCUAGGUGGCGGAGAAUCAGGCCUGUUCGGAAGCAUGUCCGGCACUAAUGCCGCAACGACGGGAACACCUGCUGCUUCCGGUACCCUAUUCGGCUCCGCUGGGCAAGCUGCUAAUGCUGCGACGACUUCCAGCAUAUUCGGUAAUGCCGCAACCGGGUCAUCACUUGGAACUGCGGCGGCGGCGGCCCCAGCAGCGGGUGGCUUAGCAGCCCCAGCGUCACUGCCAAAGGAGGGUGGGUUGUUCGGGUCAACUUCAUCAAAUUCCACACUCUCUGGUGGCGGUCCGUUCGGCAGUGGUGCGGGCAUGCCUUCGAGCUCAGCUGGGGGCCUUUUCGGAAGUAGUGCCACCUCGAGUUUGGGAUCAGGGGCCAAUACGGCGAGCGGUUCCACAGGAGGUUUAUUUGGGAGCGCGGCCGCUCCCGCGGGAAAUGCGCAGAGCGCUGCACAAGGAGGCCUCUUCGGGGGAGGCGCCAGCGCAACCCCCGGGUUGUCCGACUCUACAAAAUCGGGGUUGUUUGGUGGAACCACUGCAACAAACAAGUCAAACGAGAUCGUAAAGCCAGGAGGACUGUUUGGAGGACUCUCGACAGCGGGAAACACAGGGGACGCUCCAAAAGGAGGCCUCUUCGGAAGCAGCACCCCCGCUCCAACGACUAGUGGCAAGCCAGACUCAGUUUCAACUGGACUGUUUGGGUCUUCUUCAGCAGCUCCAGAGACAAAUCAACCUGCUGGAGGCUCUUUGAGUGGAAAGAGUUCGUCAGGUACCUCCGUAACUGGCGCAGCGACGCUUCCCACUGGGUCUGCCUCAGGAGGCGGAACGGCUGAUGCUUCGAAGGGAAGUGGCCUUUUUGGGAGCCUAGGAGACGCAACAAAACCAGCCAGCGGUGGUGGCCUCUUCGGAACUGCCUCAGGUUCUGUCGCAGGUGCUAGUGGAGGGAGUGAUGGAAAGGGCAGCGGCUUGUUCGGGACCCCAGCCGCCGCCUCUGGGGCGACCCAGCAGCCACAGACAGUUGGACAGGCAGGCACAACGACUGGAUCGUCCCUUUUUGGCUUUGGCGUUUCUGGAAGCAGCGGCAGCAUUGGAAGCUUGUCGUCGAGUACGGCAAAAACUUCAGCGGAGACAAAAAGUGGGCAGAAAGGAAGUGAAGAGGCUUCUGCGCCUUCAUCGGCUGUCGAGCAGAAUACGACCGGUGGGCACAGUCAGAGUCUUCCCGGAGCUAGUCCCACUUCUACUGCUCCGAAUGCUGCACCGCCAUCAGGCUCUCUCUUUGGGGUCAAAUCAGGGAGCAGUGUUGAGGCAAACCCCGCAUCAGCGGCAGGGGCAGGCGUUCGAAGCGCUCCGGCGUUGCCACCAGAAGAGGUUGCACUAGAAACCAUGCAGCACGAAAGGAUGGAUGAUCUCCUGAGUAAUUGGGAGAGGAGGUUACAGAGGAAGGUGGGACAAUUUGAUGAGCUGGCCCAGGAGGUGGCUGCGGUGGAAGCGUCUCUGAUUACCCAAUCAAGAGCCCUCGCCAGCAUACGCGAAGAGCAGCAGCGCGUGCACCGGCGGCAGCUGUUUGUCGGCGAAACCAUUGACAUGAUUGAGCAGCAGCAGAAUGACCUCUCUAAUCUAUUAGCUUCAAUAGAAGGCAGCCUGCUGGCGAGGCUCUCGCCGCAGGAGCAGCGAACCGUCUGCUCCACCGUCGAGCAGAGCAUGUCACAGCGUGUGCUAGAUAUUGAUGCGCAGAUGGACGAGCUCAGUGCUGCUAUCGCCCAAGCGGCUCGGAGGAGUCAGCCGGAUCCCGUGGCUGCCAUUUCGCAAGUGCUCGCGGUGCACCAAGCCGCACUCGAAUCCGCUACUCAACAGUGCUCCAAGUUAGAGCAGUGUUUGAAGAGCCUCCAGAGAUUUGUUGCGUAA
This is a messenger RNA of Eimeria mitis, 1899 nucleotides long. RefSeq lists its product as uncharacterized. Lineage: Eukaryota; Apicomplexa; Conoidasida; Eucoccidiorida; Eimeriidae. The record is from RefSeq and is a predicted model, not a curated record. The transcript has a single exon. The coding region runs from base 1 to 1899 and encodes 632 amino acids.